Messenger RNA from Prunus armeniaca (apricot), 480 nucleotides. The record is from the annotation of a GenBank genome assembly. Lineage: Eukaryota; Viridiplantae; Streptophyta; Magnoliopsida; Rosales; Rosaceae.
AUGGUAUCUGGGUUAAUAAAUGCAAAUCCAGUCGUCUACGAAAAGAAAGAGCGUCGGGUUCGUAGUGUCCCAAGUGCUGCUGCAGAUGAAUAUGCUGUUGAACCCAUUGACCAACAAGAAUUUUUGAUAUCCUUUCUAGAUAUAAAAGACCCGGAACACCCUUACUCUUUGGAAGAGCUCAAAGUAAUUACAGAAGAUGCAAUUGACGUAGAUGAUAGUCGUGGCUCUGUCAGAGUCACAUUUACUCCUACUGUGGAACAUUGUAGUAUGGCAACAGUUAUUGGUCUUUGCUUACGUGUUAAACUCUUGAGGAGCCUGCCUUCUCGUUACAAGGUGGAUAUUAGGGUGGCACCCGGAUCUCAUGCAACUGAAGCUGCUGUUAAUAAGCAACUGAAUGAUAAAGAACGGGUGGCAGCGGCAUUGGAAAACCCAGGCCUUGUGGAUAUGGUUGAUGAAUGCCUUUCUCCUUCAUAUGAGUGA